Molecule: messenger RNA, 6346 nt
Organism: Schistosoma mattheei
Lineage: Eukaryota; Metazoa; Platyhelminthes; Trematoda; Strigeidida; Schistosomatidae
Source: the annotation of a GenBank genome assembly
GGCAAUAAUUUCGUCAUAUUGUCAUGGGCGGUUCUUGUUUUCUUUGGUUUGUUGUUUGUUAAUGUUGAUGUUUACAGUGUGACUUAAUCGUAUGAAUUUAGUAUAUGGUUGACGGUUGUCAAAAUUUCACGUCUGUCCUCUGGGAAGCGAAAAUGAGAGUUUAAGCAUUUAUUUGUUAUUGCAUUCAACAUUACACCGAAAAAAGUCAGUGAUGAUCAUAGAUUUGCCCAGUCCAUAGUUUUCAUCUGUUAUCUGCAAGUUCAUUUUAGUCGGAAUAAUGGGACGUGGGGACUUAGUUAUCAUCGGGCAAUUUAGCAUGUGCUCAGAUACGUAUGUACCUGACUCGGGCAAUAUAUAUGGGGGAGUGUAAUACUACACACUUAGUGCUAAGUAGUCGGGAUAGUAAGGAAUAAUUUAUGAUGGCAAUUAACAACUAGUGUCUCGGAGUAAGUGUUGGUUGUGUGGGACAUUGGUUUAUUCACAUCGAUAAGACUAUGACACCAAACAGUUUUGAUUAAAUGACUUUCAGAACUUUGGAUUUAUGUAAAAUGAGGGCAAGACAAGCUUUGAACAAUCGUGUUUGCAACUGACCGUCGACGUUUGAGAUUUCAUGCCUCACCUCUGUUAAAACUCGUGGCCUUGUGCGCUAUUAAUAUAUGACGUAAUGAUACCACCAAUUAGAGAACAGUGACUUAUCAAUCGAACCGAUGACACGUAAACCCCUACGAGCAUUCUAGAGUCCUUAUCGGUUCUUCUUCCUGCCUAGCCCUGUCUGUUGAGUCCAGAACACCAAUCUCAGCCUCUGCGGUAUGAAUCAUGAAUUUCGAACAUACUGGGCUUAUAUCCAAACCGAACAGACCACAUUGUACCAUAAAAUAGAAAAUAACAUUUCUACAAGAUGUAGCCAAAAGUGGCUGUGAAUGUGGGAGACUAAUUAAUAGACUGAGCAUAACUCAAGAAUGGUAAAUCGCAUAAUAAUAGUUCAUGGGUCAAAAUAAAGCGUAUAAUAGGAGGAACAUGAAUAUGCAUGGUUUAGCUACUUAACAAGUAUACAAUAAAAAUAUAUGUAUCGUGUCGUUCCCUAAAGAGUUCUCAAAAGUUGUUUAUUUUCAUUGUUGUUGAAUGAUAUUCUCAGAUCUAAGGGCAACACGACUUUUCCCGCGAAUCUAGAGACGCGUAAUUGAUAGUUUCACAUAUUGGAUGAGACGGGUUAAUUAGAAAAUACAACCAGAAGCAAUUCUUUCAGUGUGUAGUGACAGUUGUUGAAUGUCUAUUGAGACCACUAACCGAUCUAAAUUUGACAACUAUUGAAAACGUGGGAGCACUGAACAGCCGUUUCACCGCCGUGAGAAAUUGUGACCAGUGUGAGUAAUGUAUACGCAAAAGGUAGUGCAAGAUGGUCGCGCAAUGUCGCUAAUAGCGUGAAGUUAGACUUGCACAUCAUUGAACCACGACUCAGGGGUCUAGGGGUUAAUUAUUUUCUUGCUAAAACUGGGUUCUGUUUCCGGUCUCGAGGUUGUGGAUACGCACUUCGAGAGUUCUAUACUAGGACGAAGCGCUCAUAUGGUGCUCCCAAGUUUUCGGUGGUUGUCUAACUUAGGUUCGUGAUUUGAAUAACAAUCCUUCCAGGUGACGCAACUUUCAUUGUUUGUGUUACACCAUCUCUCAGACCCCAACCAGGAGGUUGUGAUGGACUGAGAGAUGUCAAUCCUGUACAGAUCUAUUUCAUACCUCAGGACCAUACCACAUAAACCAACCGCUUCUCCACUUUUUUCAAUCGGUCCAAACGUCCCAGAAAUAGAGCACAGUUUGGAUACUCGUAUCAAAUGUCCGAGCCAUCGUGGUCGAUGUUUCAGGAUGGUGAAGCCAAUUGAAGUCAUUUUGCCCGAACAUACGUUGCCAAACCUCUGCAUUAAUAACAUGGUGUUGUGAUUAUAUGUAGAAUGACCUCACCAGUCACGCCACCACUAGCACUCGCACAACUAAUCAGUUACACGAACUUUCUGAUUACUUCUAAUUGUUUAUCAAUAGGACUGAGUGCAGACACAGGCGGCUGUCUAUCUUGCGAAAGUACUUGCACUUAGAAAACGCAAAGCACAUGCCAUACCUACGAACACUGAUCGCCACCUGAUAAAGUGCUGAUUGGAUGGCUUAAAUAUCUUCGCACAGUAAGACAAUAUCAUCAUGGUUGAAGAUCGGAAAUUCUUUCUCUAGGAAAUAGUUCCACACUAUCAUUACUUAUCUUCACUAGAGAUGUUUCCAGAAUGUCAUCGAUAAUGAAGUUGAAGAUGAAUAAAGAGAUUGAGCAACCCUCCUUAAUGUAACUGCUUGAACAGAAGAAGUGGUCGCAUGCUCCCAUUCUGGCUGAGGUGUUUGUUCGUAUAGCGUUCAACAUGCUAAUCAACUUCUCAUGUACAGCCUUCUUUAACAGACAAUUCCAGAGUGCUGUUCUGUUAAACGAGUCAGUGGAGAGACUGGUAUCAAAAAACAAAAUGGUUGUUGGCCUGUAAUCAGCAUAGCUGUGCUUUAACAUUUGGUAGGGGAUGUAUGUAUAACCAAUGAAUCCACGACCAGAAUGAACUCCAGACUACUCCUUGCAAGUCAAUGUUUCAUGGGUCUUGGACGAUCUGUGAACCUGGUAACUCACGGUGGUUCAGAAGUUGAAGUUUCUCUCGGACUUUGGCAUCGUCAGGUAGAACAGUCAUCACCGGCCGUUGAGGAUAAGACAGUCUGAUGUUUUGAGCGGCAGACUAGGUGAACUGUCUCUUUAGGAACUCCGCCCAUCCUCCAAGACAUCGUUGGGCGCUAUUGACUAGCGUCUCGUCAGCUUUACAUUUCUGUUUUUAGCCCUAUCGCCCAAACCGAAUUGGUGUAUAUGAUCACUUCCGCUCAGUCUUCAGGUCUAAAUUUGAAGUUGUUUUGCAGUCAUGUUUUGAAACUUCUCUUGUCAGUGCUUCCUGUAUACUUUUUGCGUUAUCUUUUUGGGUUUCUUGUCAUUUUGUUAUUUAGAUCAACGUGACGGUUUGCCAAUACGGGGUUUCUUAAAUGUGUUUUUUUCCAAGCCACCUAAAAAUAACGGUUUGGCGACCUUUGCAAAAUAUAUAUUGUUUACAUAAUGGACUUCACAGUACCCCGAACAUACUAUACAGAAUGGUGGAAUAUAAAUACACACCGCUGCAAUCAUAUCAACAGACCGCCUGUUAACCAGGAAAUGUAUGGCUACGGUCGUUCUUUUGUUGCCGACUGGGCUCGUACUGGUGCUGUUAGCAUAAGUCAUGUCUCCGAUAAAUUCCAGAUUGAAAGUCAAAUGUCCACGAAGCUGGUUGGUAAACUUCAAUAUUUUCAUAACCCUGUUCCUUUAUUACCAACACACUACUCAUAUUCAUUAUCAGGAACUAAUAAAUCUUCGUUUAAUUAUGAUCAACAACUUGAAGGAGAAGAAAGGGGAAAAAAUAGAAAACUGGUCGAUUCAUCUACUAUUCGGGAUUACGGUUAUGAACAAUUGUUGAACGAUUAUAUUCUAGGUGAACAGGCGUGUGCAGCAUUUUUAUGUGGUAAACUCCAAGGAUUAUUACGUGCCAAUAUUUCCAAGUUUAUGCAAAUCAGUCAUGAUAUCAAUGGGAGAAAUGAUGUUAUUGUCGCCGAUGCAAAAUACAAUAGUAUUUCACAUAAUUUUAUUGAACAGUUAUUUGAUAUGUCUGAAAAAGGAUUGAAUGACUGUAAUUCAGUCGAUUCACAGAAUAAAUUAAUUAAAAGAAUACAAAAAUUAAUUGUUUCAGGCACAAAAUCAACAGAUUCUUUUCCUGGAUCUUUAUUAUCGUCACUUAAUGCAAAUUCUACCUCCGGGACUGCUAUUGUUGGUAACAACCAGCCGUCAACAAAACGACGCCGGCUAACAACAAAGCCAUCAAAAGCGACAAAGGCUACCGCUGUCGAAAUUGGUGAAGGUGUUGAUAUUAGUGCAUCUGAGAAAUCAGAACAGUUACUACCUUGUACUAUUGGUAGACUUCUCUAUCCAGCUCACUCAUCAUUGUCCUCAUCCAUAUCGUCAUCAUCGACAACAUUGUGUGGGUCAGAUAAUUUAACACUUGAAUCUGACUAUAGUAGGCUAUUAGCGUCUUUUGAUCCAUUAGUUAUCAGAUUAGCAAGUCGAAUUGUAAAUCCGAAUUAUCUCGGGAAUGGUUUAUUAUGCAAUGUAAAGACACAUAACUAUCAGUCGUUUACAAAUCAUUCUGACAUACUUUUAUGGCAUUCACUUCAAACAAAUUCCUUCUGUAUUGGCAAAACAUCGAAUCUGUUGAAAACUAAUAUUCAUGAAUCGAAUCGUUUCUCAAUUAUUCCCAUUCCAUUGACAAAACUUUCAUCCAGAUCAUUUUGUGAGCUUGAUGCAUCUUUUAGUGAGUCAAGUGAGAAAAUCGAUAUAGUCGGUCGUUUAUUACCAACACCGGGCAGUAAGACAAAUGUUGUUCGUAUGCAAAUUAAGAUAAACGAACCGAACAUGUCUAAUUCAUGUCUUGAAAACGUUAGUUUAAUACGUAUGUCAUCAAGUAAUUAUGUUACUAGUAUAUGCAUGAGUCGAUGGAUUCCAGGGGAAUGGUGUAUGGCCGGUAAUUAUCUGGACGGAAAAAGGGAUCGUAGAGCUAGUAUUCGGUUGUAUAAUUCAGAAGAUACUCGACUUCCUAUGUGGUCUGGUCACGUAAAUCUAGGCAAUUAUAUGGAAAAUAUAACAAAGGAAAACUCAUUGUGUUUGGAAAGUAUAGCAUCAUCGUCAUAUAAACAAGAUCCGGUUCAAUCAGAUAUUGAAUCUUACUGUACAUAUACAUCACGGAAACAUCUUCUACACCAGCAUUAUCCUAAUUAUCAUUGGUUACGUGUAGGAUUUGGAAGUUAUCCGGGUGAAUUGUGUCUGACAACCACACGUCGUAUCCUAAUUUUUGACACUCGUACAGCACCAUCAUGUGCUUACCAACUGUUCAACACUUCAGAACGCUCGUCUUUAUUAAAUUCAAAUGAUCAUAUAACAUAUUCCCCACCUAAGUGGAUCGGUGAUGUAUAUGUUUUAACUGGUGGUUACUAUAGUAUGGUUCUACUGGAUAAACGCAUGCCUAAUCGAACUGUAUUACAUUGGUCUCAUAAUCUUACAAAACCGUUGGCGUAUCUUACUUGGACCGAAAUAGAUAAGCAUUAUCGUUCAACGCAUGAUAUCCCACAAUUUCUUAUUUCUAUGACUUCUCAAUACCCCGCAGAUAUGUCUACAUUUGGAUUGAAUUUCAAUUCUUUCUCAGGUCCCCAGUAUAUUGGCCCGUGUCUAUCCGGGACGCCACUAACAAGUUUGGUUUCAUCAUUUCGAUCUAAUGAUCUCUUUCAAUUCUACAAUCAAAAUCCACUGCUUAAGCGACGUUUACAAAGUUCUAUUUGCGGAAUUACAACACAUUAUUCACCGGAUGAUACAAAAAAACAAUUUCAUACAUUGUUACUCACACCAUAUGGAGAUCUAUUCGAUUAUUGUGCUUAUCUGACAUCAGAUGGUAUUAAUACUAAUGAUUAUGACAUUGUAGAGAGCUAUCAAGAAAAAAGUCAAACAAUUAUUACAAAUUGGUUAUCUGAACUUAGUUGCGAACCUGAGAAUAAACAGCAUGUUAACAAUUCUGAAGAGAAUGCAAAGUUAUACAAACAGUCGGAGCUCAAAAAUCAUACAGGCACUUUAAACCUAAACAAUAUUGUUUCUGAACGGAGACAAAGUGUUACAAAUAAAUUGAAUAACGAGUCUAUUGGAGAGGAAAGUACCACCGAUAGUAAUACUAAUAAUAAUGAUUAUUUCACUUUAAAGCGUCGCUUAAAUACAUCAGAAUCAUUUAAUAAUAGUUCAAUGGAAUACUCAAAAUGGUUAUUAAGUGAUUUAAAAUCAAUAUGGGAUUAUGAUCAAGGUGACAAAUUAAAAUAUGAGGAUCAAAAUGCAUUAGGAUUCACUUCAAUGUUUUUUGAUAGUUUAACCGAAAAUCGUAUGCAAGAGGAAAUGAUUCAUCAAAAACUAAUUACUAACAAUGAUUUAAAUGAAUUAUUAGAUCAACGUUUAAUUAAAUUUAAAAAGUUAUAUAUUGCUAAUGCUUUUACUAAAUCUGUAGACGAUUGUAAUGAGAGAUGGCCAUGUAUGUUGACGCCAGUAUUGCCUGAAGAAUGUGUAACAUCGUUAUUUGAAUCUGAGUACUAUACUGCCGAAGAACUUUAAGAGUCUACUUAAUGUUUCGUACAUAUUAUAUAUAAAAAUAAUAUCUGGAAGCAAUUUAUUAUAUAUAUAUAUAUGUUGUACAUAACAAAGUGAAAAUAAAUGCACUUUUUUCUCUGU